Kluyveromyces marxianus DMKU3-1042 is the source of this 249-nucleotide messenger RNA. RefSeq names its product Vma21p (gene VMA21). Bases 1 to 249 code for a protein of 82 amino acids. Gene Ontology annotation, biological process: vacuolar proton-transporting V-type ATPase complex assembly. Gene Ontology annotation, cellular component: endoplasmic reticulum membrane. The record is from RefSeq and is a predicted model, not a curated record. The transcript has 2 exons. NCBI's taxonomy places the organism in Eukaryota, Fungi, Ascomycota, Saccharomycetes, Saccharomycetales, Saccharomycetaceae.
AUGCCUGCUGAUGUUCCUAGAUCUGUCAUCACUAAACUAAUGUUCUUCACUGUCGCCAUGGUGGCCCUUCCUGUGCUGACGUUUUUUGUCGUACAGCAAUACACGGAUAACACGCUUGUGAGUGGUGGACUUGCGGCAGCAAUGGCCAAUGUGGUGCUUAUCGCAUAUGUAAUUAUGGCCUUCGCAGAAGACACGACCUCAUCAUCGAGCGAAGGCGAAGGCAAGGACGAGAGUAAGAAAGAGAAAUGA